AUGACGGCCGUCACAAGCCCCCGGGCGCCAGGCGUGCCGCUCGCAAAAGACGCCCUCCCCGCGACGGCCCCCAUCACAGCCCGGCUCGCCGCAGACGUGGACGGCGCAGAACCCUCCCGCGGCGGUCCUCUCGUCGCAGCAGCCGACUUGGCAGCAGUGCAUGGGGCAGUAUUCCGCCAAGCCGCCGUCUUGCAGAGGGCGGCGCGGGCUCGCGCACUCGUCUACCGAGCACCGCCUCUUACCAGGGCACUGGAUGUGGUGGCAGGCAGCGUCUCGGGGGUGAUCCUGCGCCGCCUCGGGGACGACGACACACGUGUGAGCGGUGCCGUGGCGGUUUGCGCAUCCCUCGGUCUGGCAGCGAUGCGCGUGGCAGUACCGCAGGUCUUGUUCGCCCUGGCGGACCCGUGCGUUCUGGCAUCUCGGCUCUACGCAGGCGUCUGUGAUGCGGGACGUCUUAGUGUCUCUGGGCUAGUGGGCGGUAUAUUAUUUGUAUCUGCUGGCAUUGUAGUCCUGCACGUGGUUUGGGCAGCGCUCUUGGCCGACGGAUCCUGCGCAUUGGAUAUCUGCACGCCCGUCAGCACUUGA
Messenger RNA from Metarhizium robertsii ARSEF 23, 585 nucleotides. RefSeq lists its product as uncharacterized. The coding region runs from base 1 to 585 and encodes 194 amino acids. The record is from RefSeq and is a predicted model, not a curated record. Lineage: Eukaryota; Fungi; Ascomycota; Sordariomycetes; Hypocreales; Clavicipitaceae. The transcript is spliced from 2 exons.